AAACUUGUCCACAAUGCAGCUAACUCACUAACCCCAAAAACACACAAAACAAAAAAAAAACACUCAAAUAUUAUUGUAGAAAAUAUGUUUCAAAGAAGCUACAUUGUGAUUUUCUUGAUUCUAACUUCAUUUUUUCCACUUGCUUUUGGGAUUUUCUUGAAUGUCACUACUCUUCCUGGUCAGCAUCCUGAUCCUGAAGCUGUUGCUCUUGAAGUUAAUAGGAAAGUGAAUGCAUCACUCUCAAUUUUCCAAUCUAGAAGAAAAAUGUUGUCUUACACAAGUAGUGACCAAUCCUCUUGUCAAACGGGCAACCCUAUCGAUGAUUGUUGGCGAUGUGACCAUAGUUGGCAACUAAAUCGCCAAAGACUAGCCGAUUGUGCCAUCGGUUUCGGUCAAUAUGCCCUCGGUGGUAAAGGCGGUCGUUACUAUGUGGUCACCUCAUCCUCGGACCCCGACCCCGUGAACCCGCCACCUGGCACUCUCCGAUACGGAGUCAUCCAAGAGGAACCGUUAUGGAUAGUAUUCUCAGCCAAUAUGGAGAUUAAACUCUCGGAAGAACUCAUUUUCAACUCGCACAAAACCCUAGACGGACGUGGGGUCAAUGUGCACAUAACGGGAGGGGGUUGCAUAACGUUACAAUAUAUCUCCAACGUUAUAAUCCACAACAUACACGUACAUCAUUGUUACGAAUCGGGCUAUACGAACGUACGUUCGAGCCCUACACAUUUUGGAUACCGAGGCAAGUCGGACGGGGACGGAAUCUCGAUUUUCGGGUCACGAGACAUAUGGAUAGACCAUUGUUCAUUGUCCAAUUGUAAAGAUGGAUUAAUUGAUGUAGUUAUGGGGUCAACGGGGAUAACGAUAUCAAAUAAUCAUUUUUCACAUCAUAAUGAGGUAAUGUUAUUGGGACAUAGUGAUGAUUAUUUGCCAGAUUCAGGUAUGCAAGUCACAAUAUCAUUUAAUCAUUUUGGUAAAAAAUUAAUUCAAAGAAUGCCAAGGUGUAGAAGAGGAUAUAUUCAUGUUGUCAAUAAUGAUUUUACAAGAUGGGAAAUGUAUGCAAUUGGUGGAAGUGGAAGUCCUACUAUUAACAGCCAAGGAAAUAGAUAUAUUGCACCCUUUGACCCUUUUGCUAAAGAGGUAACAAAAAGAGUGGACACGGAUGAAGGAAAAUGGAGAAAUUGGAAUUGGAGAAGUGAAGGGGAUGUAAUGGCAAAUGGAGCAUACUUUGUGGCCUCUGGUGAAGAAGUUGAAGUUAAAUAUGAAAAAGCUUAUAGUGUGGAGCCCAAAUCUGCUGAUUUUAUUGACCAAAUUACUUUAAAUGCUGGUGUUCUUAUUCACAGGGGCAGCAACAGUGGAAAAUGGACUGCUGCCACCAACAAUGACACCGAAUCCGCCGGAGAUGACGGUGGAGGGGAAGAUCUCGUGGCGAUUUCCGGCGACUCCGACGACGAUUAUGGUGGUGAUGAAGAGUCUAGAAGCUCUUCAAUUUACUCUAAUUUCUCCUUGUUAUUUAAUUUUCUAAUGACAUUGUUAGCCUUAUUGUAGUCUUAAAAAAAA
This is a messenger RNA of Solanum verrucosum, 1557 nucleotides long. Its product is annotated as probable pectate lyase 12. The transcript is spliced from 4 exons. The coding region runs from base 85 to 1545 and encodes 486 amino acids. Gene Ontology annotation, molecular function: pectate lyase activity. Lineage: Eukaryota; Viridiplantae; Streptophyta; Magnoliopsida; Solanales; Solanaceae. The record is from RefSeq and is a predicted model, not a curated record.